Coccidioides posadasii C735 delta SOWgp is the source of this 930-nucleotide messenger RNA. The record is from RefSeq and is a predicted model, not a curated record. NCBI's taxonomy places the organism in Eukaryota, Fungi, Ascomycota, Eurotiomycetes, Onygenales, Onygenaceae.
AUGACCCAAAAAGCCCUUGUAACAGGCGCCAGCGGCCUUCUCGGGCGCCAGGUACUCAAUGCUUUCAAGAAGGACGUCAAUUGGGAAGCGGUUGGCCAAGGCUUCACAAGAGCUGCCCCUCCACACAUUGUCAAGGCGGACCUGACCAACCCCUCCGAAAUUGAGAGUUUACUAGCCGAGGUGAAACCGCAAGUUGUCGUACACUAUCAGUGCGAUGCCCACCCUGAUCUUGCCCGUAAGGUGAAUGUCGAAGCCACCAAAGCCCUCGCGAAAGCAACCUUACAAAGAUCCAUUCUUCUCAUCUACAUUUCUACGGACUACGUUUUCCCUGGUCGUCCUGGGGAAGCACCGUAUGAGACCUCAUCGCAGACCGAGCCCCCGAAUAUCUACGGCCAAACCAAGCUUGACGGGGAGAUCGCGGUUAUUGAAACCACUCAGGGUUCGGGAAAGGGAGUGGUCCUACGAGUACCCGUUCUCUACGGUUCUGCUGAUACCAACAGUGAAAGCGCGGUAAACGUUUUAAUCGACGCGGUAUGGAAGGCACAAGCCGCCGAUGCCAAAGUAAAGAUGGAUGAUUGGGGACAGAGAUACCCUACCAACACAGAGGAUGUAGGAAGAGUAUGCCACGAUAUUGCAGUUAAAUAUCUCGGCGAGCAGGAGAGAGCUGCCUCAUUUCCAACGAUCCUUCAAUUCUCGUCGGAGGACAAGGUGACUAAAUACGAAAUGUGCGAGAGAUUCGCUGAAAUCCUUGGAUUGCCGUUGUCGGGAAUGGAGAGGAUAAAGCAAGGUGGUACGCCUGGCAAUGGUGUGCAACGCCCAUUCGACACACAUCUAUCCACUAAAGCGCUGAAGGAGCUGGGUAUACCAGUUGAUACCCAGGACUUUGUGAGUUGGUGGUAUGUAGCAAUUAUUGUGGAGUUUGUCCAAUAA